This is a messenger RNA of Bombus impatiens (common eastern bumble bee), 3251 nucleotides long. It is a transcript of the gene Kua, whose product is annotated as transmembrane protein 189. The record is from RefSeq and is a predicted model, not a curated record. Gene Ontology annotation, molecular function: oxidoreductase activity. The coding region runs from base 1418 to 2341 and encodes 307 amino acids. The transcript has 6 exons. NCBI's taxonomy places the organism in Eukaryota, Metazoa, Arthropoda, Insecta, Hymenoptera, Apidae.
CAAACAAAAUUUUAUUAAAUAUCAUAAAAUAGUGCAGAUUAUAUUUAAAAAAAAACUAAUGGAAAAGAAGUUAAAAUUCAUGUUAACGACACUGCUUUGUUGUAAUGGUCAUCUAACUCUUUAUAUUUAAAUUCAUUCGAAGUGGUAACAUCAGGGAGGGUAACCGCAUGACGGCGCCACGAGAGCGUCGCGACGCGAGCUACGGUCGUCAGGCGGCGCCGGUCGUUCGUCACGAAACGAGGCGGGGUUGCAGGAGAAGUUCUCGUAUGAAAGAAGGAAAGAGUCAGAGACAGAGGCAAAUCGCGUGACGUGAACUCGAGUAAAAGAGAAAGAAUCGAGAAGAAUCGGGUGAACAGAACGGUGUAAGGUGUAAGGCAUACAUUGCGAAACUAGCGCCUCCGUUUGUACGCUUUAUUCGUUAUUUUCGUACCUUUCGGCUUAUGAAAAAGAGAAAACUACGGGUCCCCGGAAUUAAAUGCCAACUUGUGUCAACGUAUAUCUCCUCGAUUCUUUCGUCAAUUACUCCUAUCUUUCUUUUCUCUUUACGCACGCACUCUCUCGUUCUUUGCUACCUUCAAUUUUACGUCCUUAUACUAGUGUUUGUCAUUCACGAAAAUACACAAACUCCCAAACCUGUUACUACCAGUUCUCUGUGGUGAUAUCACGGUAUAGCAACAACAAAGUGACGACGAAAAAGAAGAAAAAUCUCGUGUAUGAAAUUUAUACAUGACUGCAUAUGAACAUCAUGCGUGCUUUCUUUACAUAUGUACGUGUUAUAUCGUUACGAGGUACGAUAGUGUCUCGUCGUAGGUCUCUUGUGACCCUAUCAGUGACUAAUUGAGCGUGCAAAUUCAGUAACUUUAUGGCUGGACAAUGAGUCGACUAAGAUAACAACCGCAUACAGAAACAUCAAGGAAUUCUCUAAAUUCUGCGAGGAUUCUCUAUCGCUGUCUCUGUUCUUAUCGGCUCUCUUAUGGUACAAAUUUCGUCGAAUGAGGCUUCAGAUCCAAAGAAUCCAGAACGAAAUUAGGAGAAACGUAGAGCAACAACAAAGCUGUAAAUCCAACAUAUAAAUGGUAUAAUGACCGCAGUAGAGAAAAUUGUACAAGAAUCAGAUGGAUCAAACAAUAGAUGAUGAGAAACUACAUCAAAUGAUGCGUAACACGUUAUGGCAGUUUCUGCAUACAAAAUUCAAAAGAUCGUCCAUAUUUUGUAAGAAUCCACUCGAUAGAGUAUAAAUCCUUUAUACGAAUAUAUAGAAACGCAUCGCUGCCUUUUGAGUAACCGAUUCAAAGAGACAUCGCAAUGUCGAAAAACGCGCAACCGUUACGAAGCAAAACCGAUUCAUAAAAAGAAAAAAAGACACGUUAGGAUUUGCAUUAUUCAAGGAAUAUUCAAGAUAAUUACGAUAUUAAGUAUGGAUGAGAUAAAGGUAGCAAACUUGGGCCAAGCGGCAUCAGCCGCGUGCUCGAUGGCUACGAAUUUCUUGGCGCCAGUGAAAACCGAACGGCAGAUCUACGAGAAUUCGAUGCUCGAGGACGAUCCCAAUGCCAAUUCGGUGGUCUCAACUUCACAAGAGGACAGAACUGUACCAAGAUGGGGUCCUAAUCACAAGGGUGCUCAAGAAUUAGCAAAUCUUUAUAGUACUGGGAAAAGAACGCAAGAGUGCAUUUGUGUAGGCAUCUGCAUUACUCUCAUCGUAGUUAAUUCGAUAUUUAUCCUUGUCAGAUUACGAUUAGAAAAUUUGAGCUCGAUAGCGAUAGCAGCAUUUUGUGGCAUCGUUACGGCAGAUUUUGGAUCUGGAUUAGUACAUUGGGCUGCUGACACAUGGGGCUCUGUGGAGCUUCCAGUUCUUGGAAAGAAUUUUUUAAGACCAUUUCGAGAGCACCACAUUGAUCCAACUAGCAUAACAAGGCAUGAUUUUAUAGAAACUAAUGGUGACAAUUUCAUGGUCACAAUUCCAUUCCUUUACAAAUUAACAUGGGAUUUCUUAACUCUCCCAGAAUCAGAGAUACAACAAAAGUUUGUUUGGACCUGUUAUUGGUUUCUACUUGCAAUUUUUGUGGCAAUGACUAAUCAGAUACAUAAAUGGUCACAUACAUAUUUUGGAUUACCUUCUUGGGUUGUUUGGUUACAAGAACAUAGAAUUAUAUUGCCUAGAAAACAUCAUCGUGUGCAUCAUGUUGCGCCACAUGAAACUUAUUUCUGUAUUACUACUGGAUGGUUAAAUUGGCCAUUAGAACAACUUCGGUUUUGGUAUAUUCUAGAAACUGUAAUCGAAAAAGCUACUGGCUGUAAACCUAGGGCGGAUGAUUUGAAAUGGGCACAAAAACGAUCUUGAGAAUUAAUGUAUUUUAUUGUUUUAUGCAUUUUCACGGAUAAAAAAAAAAUUUAACAAAAGGUGAAAUUUUCCAUGAACUUUGACUUCAUGAAAAAAUAUAGAGAAAAAUUUUGAAUAGAACAUGCUGAAGGGAAACUUAAAUCUAUACUGUAUUUUUUUUUCUUAUAUUUAGCACUACGAGGCCUUUCCUACAAAAUAGAUAGCGUGAUUAAAGACACUUAGUAUUACUUAAAUAUGCUUUUGAAGUUUACACAUUUAUAAUAUAUAUAAACGCAAUAAUAUAAAUAUAUAUGUAUAUACAUUACGUAAGAGAAAUGUGGGUAUGAAAUCAUGUUUGUGUAAGUAUAAAUUAUGAAUUAACAAUUGGCCUGAUGAAUUAAGCAAUUCAUACUUUUAUGCACCGCACAAUCAUUGCAUAAAUAGCACAAAUUUGAAGCAAAGAGUAUUAAUUUAACAUUUUAUAUAAUAAUUUAUAAAGUAUUAAGACUAUAAUCACAAAAUACUGCAGUACAUUGUGAAUGAGAAGUGUCGUGUACUAUAUUUAAAUUUUAAACACAAUGUCCAGUGGCUAUGAAAUGAAACUGAGUGUUAAAAAUAAAAUGCAUUGAUAUACACAUAUAUGUAAGUAUACGUGUGUAUAUAUAUGCAUACUAUAUGUAUUUGUAUACAUGUAUACAUAUUUAUGAAUUAAUUUAAAAUUGUCGCUUACAUUUGUUCGCGCAUAAAUCUAAACAGUGUAAUUUUAAAGGAAAGAUAUAAUUUAAAUUAAUUAAUAUGCUAAUUUAUAAUAGCCUAAACUGCUGUUUAAGUACAAUCAAUUUCCCUGAACCCCAGAAAAUUUUUGAACUACUAAAAUUUAAUAAAAGGUAUUGAUUUAUAAAAACUUAUUGCUAAAAAUGAAUAUUGUCAA